Messenger RNA from Drosophila kikkawai, 1092 nucleotides. It is a transcript of the gene Tsp29Fa, whose product is annotated as Tetraspanin 29Fa. Gene Ontology annotation, cellular component: plasma membrane. NCBI's taxonomy places the organism in Eukaryota, Metazoa, Arthropoda, Insecta, Diptera, Drosophilidae. The record is from RefSeq and is a predicted model, not a curated record.
CAGGUAGUGACUGCUCGUAUUUAUAAUCCUCGGCGAGCAUGCCGGCGAACGUUAAUGGAAGCGACUCUCAGUUGUUGUCCAACCGCCGUCACGUCAAACUAAAAAUUGUCCACUUGCUGUGCCACCUUGAACUAUAAGAGACACGAUGUCGCUUCUAACUGGCAGCGCCAAUGCGGUGAAAUACACGCUCUUUGGAUUUAAUUUGAUCUUUUUGAUCACUGGCAUAAUUCUGAUUGCCGUUGGAGCCGGCGUCGGAGCCGUCUAUACCGGCUAUGAACUCUUUCUGGCCGGAAAGUUCUUCUCAAUCCCCACCUUCCUGAUCGUGAUCGGUGCAUUUAUCAUCGUUAUCUCGUUCUUUGGCUGCUGGGGUGCUUUGAAGGAGAACUACUGCCUGGUGCUUAGCUUCUCCAUUAUGCUGGCCAUCAUCUUUAUCCUGGAGCUGGCCGCCGGUAUCAGUGGCUAUGUUCUUCGUAACGAUGCCUCUGACCUGAUCAGAAAGUCUCUGACCACUUCGAUGGCAGACUACAAAAGCCUACAGCAGAAUCCAACCACAACGCUCUGGGACGAUGUACAGCGUGACUUCGACUGCUGCGGUGUGAGUUCCUACAAAGACUGGAGCAAAACGCUCGGCGAGACCAACCUGCCUAUGUCCUGCUGCAGUAUUCCGGUGGGUACGGUGGGAACCUUCAAUUGCACGACCGCAGUAUCCAGUGCGGACGCUCGCCACUCUAACGGCUGUCUCGAUGGCUUCUCGGACUACAUUGCUGCUCACGCUGUCAGCCUGGGAGCAGCGGGCGUGGUCAUUGCCAUCCUGCAGUUCUUCGGCGUAAUCUUUGCCUGCUUUAUUGCCCGUGAGAUCAAGAUCCGUAAUGGCAUAACUGGAUUUAUAUAAAUCAAGAAGAAAUUGGUUUUAAAAGUUCCAGAACGGGUGCUAGAUGAGCCGAGUGUGGCUUUUUAAAUUUAAGACAUUGCUAAAUUUGAUUGAUUUCGUAUAGUUCUAUAUUGGCUUUUUCUUAUGCUUAUAUGAAUAAAAAAAAAAUACAUAUAUACUGAUACAUAAAAGAGUUUACUUGUGAAAUUAUUAUAAAUACA